AAAUUAUUUUCAAUGUAAUUUUAUCGCUAAAAAGGAGACGUUCUUCUUGCAUUAUCAACUAUUGAGUACUGUACAGUUGUCAAACUGUAAGCCUAUAUAGUCAAGUCUUUAACCCAACUUUUUCUAACCCCCACUCAAUUGCAGGUUCCAAAAUUCCGUGAAGAAAGACUUCUGUGUUUAAGCUUUUUCAGACGCCAUGAUUUUGCAUAUACUUCUCUUAACUGUCUUCUGGGUUGUUGCAAAUCACUUCCUUAACAAGAUCAAGAACCUCCCUCCAACUCCUUUCCCAACUUUACCCAUCAUAGGUCACCUUCACCUCCUUAAGAAACCUCUAUAUCAAUCUCUCUCCAAAAUCUCAGCCCGUCACGGCCCCGUACUUCUUCUGAAAUUCGGCUCUCGCCGUGUCUUCCUUGUGUCCUCCCCGUCCGCUGCCGAAGAAUGUUUUACCAAAAAUGAUAUCGCUUUCGCCAACCGACCGGAUCUACUCGCAGGAAAACACUUGGGCUACAAUUACACCAGCCUCGCAUGGGCUCCGUAUGGGGACCACUGGCGGAACCUCAGGAAGAUCGCUUCCCUGGAGAUCUUAUCCACUAAUCGUCUGCAACAACUCUCUUCUGCUCGCAUAGAUGAAAUCAGAUCGUUAAUUCGUAGGCUUUAUAGAAAUCAAAAUCAGAUAGUGGAUAUGAAAACUGCCUUCUUUGAGCUGACUCUGAAUGUAAUAAUGAGGAUGGUAGGCGGGAAGAGUUACUACGGUGAAAAAGUUAUGGGGGCCGAGUCAGAGGAGUUUCGAGAGAUUGUGGCUGAAACUUUUCGAUUGGUGGGUGCCUCAAAUUUGGUGGACUUUUUGCCAGUUUUAAGGUGGACUGGAUACGGGGGAACGGAGAAGAGAUUGCUAACUUUGCAGGAGAAGAGAGAGAAGUUUAUGCAAAGUUUAAUAGAAGAGCAUAAAACAAAAAUGCGUAGUGAUGAGUAUAAAAAUAAAAAUUUGGAUGGACAGAGAAGGAAGUCGAUGAUAGAAGUGCUGCUGUGUUUGCAAGAAUCUGAUCCUGAGUACUAUACUGAUGAGAUGAUCAGAAGCCUUAUGCUGGUGAUAUUAAUAGCUGGGUCGGAUACGUCAGCUGGAACCAUGGAGUGGGCAAUGUCUCUCCUUCUAAACAACCCAGAUGUUUUGAGAAAGGCACAAGCAGAAAUAGACAAUCAAAUUGGCUCUAAUCACUUUGUCGACGAAUCUGAUUUGGUUAAACUUCCCUAUCUUCGUUGUAUCAUAAAUGAGACUUUACGGUUGUACCCAGCAGGGCCAUUACUGGUACCGCAUCAAUCAUCAGAAGAAUGCAAGGUUGGAGGUUAUCGCAUACCACGUGGCACAAUGCUAUUGGUAAAUUUAUGGGCCAUUCAACAUGACCCAACAAUUUGGGAGGAUUCUACCAAGUUUAGGCCUGAGAGGUUUGAAGGCUUUGAAGGAGUGCGGGAUGGGUUCAAGUUGAUGCCUUUUGGGGUAGGAAGGAGAAGCUGCCCCGGCGAGGGAUUGGCGUUGCGCAUGGUUGGGUUGGCUUUGGGCUCACUUAUUCAAUGCUUUAAUUGGGAGAGACCCAAUAAGGAUAUGGUGGACAUGACCGAAGGAAGUGCUCUCAAUUUGCCCAAGGCCCACCCUUUACAGGCCAAAUGUAGCCCCCGUCCUGGCAUGCUCAACCUUCUUUCACACUUAUCUAAUUUAACUUAAGAAGUCAGAUGAUAAUAACUGAGAUCAUUACUAUAACAGGGAAGAGAUGUUGCUAUACAUCAAUGUUAAUAGUUUUCCCGUUCAGUUCAUAUUUAAGAGAUGAAACUAUGUUAAAUUUUACUAAGAAUGAAACUUGCAACAAUUAUGUUGUGAUAUUUAAUGAUAUCAAACCUUAGUUAUUAAAAGAAAGCAUAUGAUUAUAAAAAUGUCUCUUGGUCA
Molecule: messenger RNA, 1939 nt
Organism: Mangifera indica (mango)
Lineage: Eukaryota; Viridiplantae; Streptophyta; Magnoliopsida; Sapindales; Anacardiaceae
Product: cytochrome P450 81Q32-like
Exons: 2
Coding region: 197-1720 (507 amino acids)
Molecular function (GO): monooxygenase activity; oxidoreductase activity, acting on paired donors, with incorporation or reduction of molecular oxygen; heme binding
Source: RefSeq, a predicted model, not a curated record